AUUCAUUCCUGUGGGGCGCGAGGUAUGGAGAAGCUGUGCGGCCGCAGGCGGAGCUGGGCAGUCCGGACGGCGGCGCGGACAGCGGUCUCAUUUUGAGGGGGCAGCCCGAGCCCGAGCGGCUGGUGGCGGCGGGGAGGACUAGCCCCCUGGCAGUUUGGUGCUCUGGUUGUCAUAUAUUGGACGGCAGUAGACAGAACAUACAUCCGUUCUGGGGCGCCGUGAUUAACGUUGAACUUUGGUUCCUGUAACCCUUGCCUGUGUCAAUAGAGUUAAGCUGGAGCUUUGCUUUGAAGGAUAAAUAAAGCACAGCCUCUCAACUGGACAUAAAUGGAUCUAAAGACAGCAGUAUUUAACGCAGCUCGAGAUGGCAAACUCCGGCUUCUCACCAAAUUGUUGGCAAGCAAGUCUAAAGAGGAGGUUUCCUCCUUGAUCUCUGAAAAAACAAAUGGGGCCACCCCGCUCUUGAUGGCCGCCAGGUAUGGGCACCUUGACAUGGUGGAAUUUCUCCUAGAGCAGUGCAGUGCCUCCAUAGAAGUCGGGGGCUCGGUCAAUUUUGAUGGCGAAACCAUUGAGGGGGCUCCCCCUUUGUGGGCCGCUUCUGCAGCAGGACAUCUGAAGGUGGUUCAGUCUUUGUUAAAUCAUGGAGCGUCUGUCAACAACACGACUUUAACCAAUUCAACCCCUCUUCGAGCUGCCUGUUUCGAUGGCCAUUUGGACAUAGUCAAGUACCUGGUAGAACACAAAGCUGAUUUGGAAGUGUCAAACCGACAUGGGCAUACAUGCUUGAUGAUCUCCUGUUACAAAGGACACAAAGAGAUUGCUCAGUAUUUACUUGAAAAAGGGGCAGAUGUUAAUAGAAAAAGUGUUAAAGGUAAUACUGCAUUGCAUGAUUGCGCAGAAUCUGGAAGUUUGGACAUCAUGAAGAUGCUUCUUAUGUAUUGUGCCAAGAUGGAAAAGGAUGGUUAUGGAAUGACUCCCCUUCUCUCAGCAAGUGUGACUGGUCACACAAAUAUUGUGGAUUUCCUGACUCACCAUGCACAGACCAGCAAGACAGAAAGGAUCAAUGCUCUAGAGCUUCUGGGAGCUACAUUUGUAGACAAAAAAAGAGAUCUGCUUGGGGCUUUGAAAUACUGGAAAAAGGCAAUGAACAUGAGGUACAGUGAUAGGACUAAUAUAAUUAGCAAACCAGUACCACAGACACUAAUAAUGGCUUAUGAUUAUGCCAAGGAGGUAAACAGUACAGAAGAGCUAGAAGGUCUUAUCGCUGAUCCUGAUGAGAUGAGAAUGCAGGCACUAUUAAUUAGAGAACGUAUUCUCGGUCCUUCUCAUCCUGACACCUCUUAUUAUAUUAGAUAUAGAGGCGCUGUCUAUGCAGACUCUGGAAAUUUCAAACGAUGCAUCAACCUAUGGAAGUAUGCUUUGGAUAUGCAGCAGAACAAUUUGGACCCUCUAAGCCCGAUGACCGCCAGCAGCUUAUUAUCUUUUGCAGAACUGUUCUCUUUUAUGCUACAGUAUAGGGCUAAAGGUCUGGGCACCACUGUUACAUUUGAUGAUCUUAUGGGCAUACUGUGCAAAAGUGUCCUUGAAAUAGAGCGAGCGAUCAAACAAACUCAGUGUCCAGCAGACCCAUUACAGUUAAAUAAGGCUCUUUCCAUUAUUUUGCACUUGAUUUGCAUAUUAGAAAAAGUUCCUUGUACUCUAGAACAGGAUCAUUUCAAAAAGCAAACUAUAUACAGGUUUCUUAAGCUGCAUCCAAGGGGAAAGAAUAACUUCAGCCCUCUUCAUCUGGCUGUGGACAAGAAUACUACCUGUGUAGGGCAGUACCCUGUUUGUAAAUUUCCAUCUCUGCAAGUUACUGCGAUACUGAUAGAAUGUGGUGCUGAUGUGAACGUCAGAGACUCAGAUGACAACAGUCCCCUCCAUAUUGCUGCUCUGAACAACCAUCCAGACAUCAUGAAUCUCCUUAUUAAAUCAGGUGCACAUUUUGAUGCCACAAACUUGCACAAACAAACUGCUAGUGACUUGCUGGACGAGAAGGAAAUAGCUAAAAAUUUGAUCCAGCCUAUAAAUCAUACCACAUUGCAGUGUCUAGCUGCUCGUGUCAUAGUGAAUCAUAGAAUAUACUAUAAAGGGCAUAUCCCAGAAAAGCUAGAGACCUUCGUUUCACUUCAUAGAUGAUAAUUUGACUGUUGAAGCACGACUUGGUAACAGUUGUUUCAUAAAUGAGCACUGUUGUGGUAACACCAGCAUUCAUUUAGCUUGAUUUCAUCGUGCUCUCAUUGGCUAAAGCAUUGUAAGCAUCAGAUUUACAGGAUUGGUUUCCCAGUAUUUAAUAGAAAUAUACCAUAUAAUAUAUUGUUUGUGAAUUAUUGAGAAAUGUAAUCUCAUAUUCAGAUUUCUAAAAUUGUCUGCCAAAGGCUUAUCCAUUCUGGUUUUGUUUGCUGUUGGGUGUUUGGGACAGAGUUAACCAUUUUUCAGUGGUGUCUUUAUACUUUUCUGGUUUGUGAAUUUUAUACAAUUGAAGGUCUUUUUUGUGCUUCUUCCUUCUCUUCUCCGAGCCUCUCCCCUGUUUCCACCUCAUUUUUAACUUAACCAUUUCUACUUAUCAAUUUCUUUCCCCUUAUGGAUCCAUGUUAGGUUGUACAAACUUUAUGGACUUGUUACCAUUUGCAGUUACCAUAAGUGCUUUAUCUUCUCUAUGCACUGGCUUCAACUUGACUGUUGUAUGUUAGCAUAUUUUCUAUGCAGCAGUUGGUCAACUUCAACUCUGAAACACUGUUAAGUAUGUUACAAAGUUCAUUUUACGAAAGUACUCUUGUAGCAUGACAAUUUUUAGAGCUAAAGGUUAGCUACCAGAGCUCAAGCUUUUUUCUUGUUUUUUUCUUUACAUCUGAGGUUUCUUUCUCUAAUCCACUGAAAUUAUUGUGUGCUAAAUUUGGGAAACAAAGCUAUUCCAACUCAUUAACCCAGUUGAAAUUUAGGUCUGUCGUCUUAAUAUAUCAUGCAGUAAAAGGAAGAAUCCUUAUAAAGUGACCCACCUUUCAUGCUGUGCCAGCAUUGUCCUGCUUGUGCUGAUGAUGUGAUUAGGUGUAGAGAAUUUGCUUAAAUUUAACCUCAAAGUUUAUCACACAGCUUAAUGAGUCACACUGAAAUAUGCAGUAAUUGAACUGCAAAUCACUUUUAUUUACAAAGAAGAGCUGAAGCAUGUCAGUGGCAUGAUGCUUGCCAAGCCAGAUCUAGGCAUCUAGGAUAAUUAAGGUAUUUUUAGUAUGCAAUUUACUGCCAUAGUAUCAAAAGGUCAGUAACAGUGUUCCUUCUUUCUUCAAGCUUAAGUAUACCUUUGAAGAUAACUUGCAUGAAUUACUUUGGUCUCAAUUAUUUGUCACCCUAAUUAAACACAAAAGGUUGCAGUGCUUCCUCUUCCCUUACUGAAAAUUAGCUUUUCUUUUCUCUUUUUCAUUCUCUUUCUCUCUUCCUUUCUUUUCUUUCUUUCCUCUCUCCCUCCCUUCUUUUUUUUUUUUUUGAUUUUUUUUUUCACAGCUUCGCUAAUGCCACAGAAAGGGCUCUUUUAACUUAAAAAAUAAGUGAAAAGUACUAAAAAAGAUUCAGGUAAUUAUCAUUCAGCACUUUAUUGUUAUUCAGAAUAAAAUUUAUGAUGGCAUAUUUGCCCUGCAAAUGUCUUAAUGAAAUUGUUCUGAAUAAAAAGCUCCUUAUUGGUUUGAGGAAAAACUCAGUUUACCUGUGAGUUUAAUGAGCCUGAUCACUUGGAUUUUUGUGUUGACAUUUUAUUCUGAGGGUUGUUGUAGGGGUAUUUAAGGAGUCAUCAUUGCAAACAGUCACAUUAGGUUUAUUCAUCUUUACUCAGUAAAAAACUUGUAAUGAAGAAUAGUAAAUAAACAAAAAAGCAUUAGACUUACUUUCUGGUUAAAUAAUUGAAGUUUAAUUUUUUUAAAGAUAUCCUUACUCAUUUUACUAGGUUGUAUAUUUAAUUUCACCAUUGAAAAAGGUGAUUUGGAUAUAAAUGGUUGCUCUGCAACCAUUUGAUGAAGAGAUUUUAAUAUCUUGUUUACUAUAGGAAAAUUUGAAAUAUUUGAACUGCCACAUAAAUUAAGAAUAGUUUGUAAUUUAGAUAAUUAUUCUAGAAAUAUCAGACAUCAAUUUUUGAAAUCAUUUGCCUCUAACCUUCUGGAAUAAGAAUUAUAUGCGUGAACAACCUUUUUUUUUAAAGAAAGGAAAACUUUGCAAGUACAGUAAAUCUACAUUAGUUGAUCUCAAUAAUUGUGGGGUGAACAGUGAGCAAUUGGAUUUUAAGUGAUUUAAUAUUCCUUUUUUUGGGAGGGGGUAGGAGGGCUUACAUGCUCUUAUAGUAAGGCACAUCUCACACUAUUUUAUAGGUGAAUUUGAAUUGUGCAACUCUAGUAUAAAAUAAGGAUUUCUUUACAUAGCAUUUUCCCACCACUGAAUAUAGGUAACUUAGAACUAUUCCUCAGUCUUGAUAACUGAAAUGCCUUAUUUUAAUUAAGAUACAGUUAUCUGUUUGCCAUCUCCCCAAAUGAUGUUAGGAGCUCUUGAAAAAUCAGUUAGUUUAAAAGCUCAAAAUUGUCCAUUUUAUUUUAGAGGAGGUUGUUUCAUAAAUGUGCCCUCAGACACUGUUUAAGGCCUUUGUCAGAAAGUAUUCACAAAAUUGUGAGACUGAAUUUAAAAAAAAACUUAAGUUUGUGUUAUUUUUUUUAACCAACAGAUGAGUAAUUUAAUAAUGAGCUAAUUGUACUCUCAGCUGUACACUGUAGUGUGGUAAUGUUGGCUGGAGCUAAUGUAUAAGUUUUGGUUACAUUUCCAUAAAAAUCCCCUGUUAAGGCCUGCUGAAUUUUAGAUGUUCCACUCUUUUUUUUUUUUUUUUUUUUUUUUUUUGCGGUACGCGGGCCUCUCACUGUUGUGGCCUCUUCCGUUGCGGAGCACAGGCUCCGGACGCGCAGGCUCAGCAGCCAUGGCCCACGGGCCCAGCUGCUCCGUGGCAUGUGGGAUCCUCCCGGACCGGGGCACGAACCCGUGUCCCCUGCAUUAGCAGGCGGACUCUCAACCACUGCGCCACCAGGGAAGCCUGAUGUUCCACUCUUGAUCAUUUCUGUAAAAGACAUGGUCAUUUUACUCAGAUUAGAUGCCAGUCUAUAUUAUAAAGACAAGUGGAUUACAGAUUUUAAAAAUAGUCAUUUUCUUAUCCAUAAAUCUGACAGGGACAUUAGCCCAAAUCAACCAAAGGUAAUUUGGUGCCCAUUAUGAUUUUGCAGUUAAGUGAUUGCUCAUUUGUAAAGUGACUUAAUGUAUAAUGUUUUCGAGACCCCCAUCUCCUGUGAUUUGGGAAAACUGUUGAGGUUAUAUUUGAAAAAGUAGCUCUUUAAAAUAAUAUUACCCAGCAGAAGCCUUAGGUUGAAUUUUACAGGUAUAAUAAUCCUUUUAAUUUCCCCAGAAUUGUGGGGGCUGGAUGAGAUAAUAACCAUAUUCUUGUGCACUGUAACAGCAGCAGCAUUGCUUGGAACUUUAACCAUUUUAGAGUUAGGUACUAAGGAAACUAAAAUUAAUUGGUUGUCAUUUUCUUUUUGCCCUCAUACAUCACUAAGCAACUAGUUUCUCUCCCUUUUGUCAAUUCCCAUUGUGUAUUUUUCCAAAAAGUACUGUAUUCAGAUGCCAGCCAAUAAACUGUCACACAAUGGAAAAUGAUAUGCCACAACAUUCAUUGUAAGGUUUAAUAAAAUUAAA
Mesoplodon densirostris (Blainville's beaked whale) is the source of this 5757-nucleotide messenger RNA. It is a transcript of the gene FEM1C, whose product is annotated as fem-1 homolog C. The transcript is spliced from 3 exons. Bases 328 to 2178 code for a protein of 616 amino acids. Gene Ontology annotation, molecular function: protein binding. Lineage: Eukaryota; Metazoa; Chordata; Mammalia; Artiodactyla; Ziphiidae. The record is from RefSeq and is a predicted model, not a curated record.